Neodiprion virginianus is the source of this 2821-nucleotide messenger RNA. RefSeq names its product serine/threonine-protein phosphatase alpha-2 isoform. Gene Ontology annotation, cellular component: cytoplasm; nucleus. The transcript is spliced from 5 exons. The record is from RefSeq and is a predicted model, not a curated record. Gene Ontology annotation, molecular function: protein serine/threonine phosphatase activity. Bases 329 to 1315 code for a protein of 328 amino acids. NCBI's taxonomy places the organism in Eukaryota, Metazoa, Arthropoda, Insecta, Hymenoptera, Diprionidae.
CUUCGGUACAAAGUUUGCACCAAUCGUUCCAGGAUUUGGUAUCAGAAAUCGUCAAGCUUGCGCGGCAGCAUAGGCAACGUGACGUAAACGAUCGCCCGGCACUUGGCAAUAUUGGCUGUGUCGAGACUCGAAGAGGCUGGUCGCCGUCGCCGCCGUAGAGCCGAGAGAAGGGAAGGGGGAUCGUGCGCUUGUCCGGGCGGCCAUUGCGAGUACCUUGUAUAAUCCGCGAACGCGAGUGAGUGCCCGGUGAAAUCCAGGAAAAUCAGUGACCAUCCUUAGCGCAAGGUGCUCCGUGUGAAGCCCGGGACUCGCCCGAAACCCCAGGCCGAUGGCUGAGACUGAUAAAUUGAACAUCGACAGCAUCAUAGCCCGGCUCUUAGAAGUGCGGGGAGCUCGACCUGGUAAAAAUGUUCAGCUGACCGAGGGCGAAAUUCGAGGCCUCUGCCUCAAAUCUCGUGAAAUAUUUCUAUCCCAGCCCAUCUUACUCGAAUUGGAGGCUCCCUUGAAAAUUUGUGGGGAUAUCCAUGGACAGUACUAUGACUUGCUGCGGCUUUUUGAAUACGGAGGUUUUCCACCAGAGAGUAACUACUUAUUUCUGGGCGACUAUGUAGACAGAGGGAAACAAUCUUUGGAGACAAUCUGUCUUCUGCUCGCCUACAAGAUCAAGUAUCCUGAAAAUUUCUUUUUGCUUAGAGGAAAUCACGAAUGUGCAUCAAUCAACAGGAUAUAUGGCUUUUACGAUGAGUGUAAGCGUCGGUACAACAUUAAACUAUGGAAAACAUUUACCGAUUGUUUUAACUGCUUGCCAGUCGCAGCAAUUGUUGACGAAAAAAUCUUCUGCUGUCAUGGAGGCUUAAGUCCGGAUCUCCAGAGCAUGGAGCAAAUAAGACGUAUUAUGCGACCCACCGAUGUACCUGAUCAAGGCUUAUUGUGCGAUCUGCUAUGGUCGGAUCCAGACAAAGAUACAAUGGGUUGGGGUGAAAACGAUCGUGGUGUUUCAUUUACUUUUGGUGCAGAAGUCGUUGCCAAAUUUUUACAUAAACAUGAUUUUGAUCUCAUCUGUCGAGCUCAUCAGGUUGUUGAAGAUGGCUACGAGUUCUUCGCUAAACGUCAAUUGGUUACAUUAUUUUCUGCGCCAAACUAUUGCGGUGAAUUUGACAAUGCGGGCGCUAUGAUGUCCGUGGAUGAGACUCUGAUGUGCAGCUUUCAGAUUCUCAAGCCCGCUGAUAAACGAAAGUUUACUUACGGUGGUUUAAACGCUGGACGACCCGUCACACCACCACGAGGUGCCAACAACAAAAACAAAAAGAAGUGAAUUCCCUAAUGUUCAUUAGAACAAUAUUUAGGACCUUAAGACCUUCCCCCCAGAUCCCUAACCCUAUCCCCAGCCACCCUAUAAGACAUUAAGUCCUUGUAAGAAAGAAUUCUAUUAUUAUGAAUACAUAAACCUGCGGAGCCAUCCACAAUCGAUAAUACAAGUGAGGACAACUUGGAAUAACGUUGCAAGCUGGUAUCUUUGUUUCCGAAUAAAAGAAAGAAAAAAAAAUAUAUCAGAGAACAUCAGUCGGUGCAAUUAAUGAAUAAUUUUUCUGCCGUGUAUUCAUGACUGAGGCAGAUAUAGGUAGAUUCAUUUUUAGUGUUAUUUUCUUUUUCGAAUAUUCACCGGAGAUUUAGUAACGCCCUAAGCCUUGUUAUAAAGUAUGACGUUUAGGUACGUGUGACAAAUGACAAUUAGAUACUUAUAUUGACUAUCGAUGCGAAAUUACAUCUGCAUAACGCUUACUGUUUUUACUGUCACUUUUUUUGUUCGAGUAAGACUUUUUUUUUGUACCACAAUCUGUACCGCAGAAUAUAUUUUUAGUCAUUAUUAUAGUACACGCCGUUUUAUAACCCACCCUUAUUAUCAGUUGUUUAUGUUUACUACGGAAACUAAUAUUGAGCCUCAUGAUUUUCGUGUUACAAAAAAACACGUGUAUAUACCUAUAAAUGUAUACACAUUCAUACAUACAUACAUACAUACAUACAUACAUGUGUAAAUCAAUUUGGUGCCAAUUUCUCAAGUUCAACCAUGCAUGGGAAUGAAACUGAGUACUGACAAGGUGGAUUGAAUAAUUGGGCUCUAACGACUUUGAAAUGUAUUUUAGAUGUUAUUCGCAUAUGUAUGUAUGAGAACUCUUGCAACAUCUAAUAAGUUGCGAUGUAACCGAUUUGUUACUGUAAUAGGCAAGUUUUCUUUCCAUUCUUCUCUCCGCGAACUUCGUUAAUAACUUCCAUACAUGACUUCUAAAUGACACUGAAACCGUUGAUCGAAUGGUAAGAUUGGGCCGUAGUAUAUGCCAGAUGAAUAUCUAAUGAAUACAGAUUUAGGGAAACAAUGUUUACAUCCGUUAUCGGCCUUGCAACGUCCUUUUAAGCUAGUUUCCGAUUCUUUGUAGCUAGCAAUUUAGGAGGGGAUAAUAAUAAGAAUAUUAAUAAUAAUAAUAAUUAACGCAAACAGAAGUACACACAUAAUUAAAAGUAAGCAAGCCAAACGCGCAUUGCAAGAUUUUGCGUGGUCUCAUUUCAUCGUACGUGUGAGUUUUAUCAUUUUAAAAUCAUCCUUCAUUGAAAUCAUUGCCAUUCUCAUUACCGUGUCCCGCGACAAUUGGCACGUCCUUAUGUCCACAUUGUUUCCUCGUAGAAAAUUAGGUCUAUUCGGAUGACACUGUUUGAAACAAGCAUUAGUGUUUAUAAUAAUUUGUCAACCGAGGAUUGGCUAACAGCGCUCCCUUAAUUACUGUACAUUAAUUUUUUAUAAAUAAAGGUCACCGAAAAAACAAAA